CCGCCGGAUGUUGAUGGCGGUGCACGCUGCUGCUCCGGACCCGAGCAGAACCCUCUAGUGGAGCUCGUGGUCGCUGCUUCAGACCGUCGUAUCUGGGUCAGGAUGUCGGUGUCGCUGGUCAGAAGAGGACUGGAGCUGCUCAGCGAUGAGGUCAAAGACGUCGGCAAAGCGAAGAAGAAGAAGAUGGCGCCGCCCGGCUCGGUGAUGGAGCUGGUGAGCACCAAGCGGAGCGGGGUCACCCGGCAGGUCCAGCGGCUGCAGGGCCGCCUGGGGCCCGGAAAGAGCAAAGCCACCGUCAAGGACAAGAGGAUCAAGUCUGCCGUGGAGGAGUUCAGGAAGAAGCAGAAGAAGAGCCAGAUGAGCGCCAACCUCAAGUACUUCCUGGGAGACGACGACAAAACGCCAGAUACCGACACUCUGAAGAUCCUGAGCCACAUCCCGAGCAGACAGUCGAGGGAUCGGCCGGAGCGACCGGCCAAGAAACCCGAGGAGACGCAGUCUGUGUUCACGGAGAAGGAGUUCCAGCAGUUCCAGAAGGAAUACUUUGGCCGGACCGUCGAGGAGAAGAAAUGAAGCGCACCUUAAGUUUGAACUUAAGAGUUUCUUUUUUAUAAUUGAAUUGGGAAUUCAAACACACUCGUAUAAUAAAUCUACAUGCACAAAAA
Cyclopterus lumpus (lumpfish) is the source of this 665-nucleotide messenger RNA. RefSeq names its product ribosomal protein S19 binding protein 1 (gene rps19bp1). Bases 103 to 573 code for a protein of 156 amino acids. Gene Ontology annotation, molecular function: enzyme binding. Gene Ontology annotation, cellular component: nucleolus. The record is from RefSeq and is a predicted model, not a curated record. The transcript is spliced from 4 exons. NCBI's taxonomy places the organism in Eukaryota, Metazoa, Chordata, Actinopteri, Perciformes, Cyclopteridae.